GCCAGAAAUCUUUCACGACAUGCAAGUCUCAUCGUCAAAAGAAAAUCGCGCUGCCGAAAUAGAUCAGUGCUUGAAUCUUCUAUCACCUUCCUCCUCGGAUGAAUCCAAGUUCACAGCCUUACUUAUCCUACCACGACUGUUGGAUUCCAACGACCAUGCCACCAUUCAACGAGUAUUUGACAAAAUGAACUUUAAAUUUAUUGAGCGUCUCAUGAAGUCCAAGAAGACAGCCGAAGUGCCUGAGACAGUUAUGCAAGAAAUUGCGGUCAACAUCUUGUCAUACUUUAGCACAGUAGAAUCUUUGACCUCUUCUGAACAACUAAUCGCACGCAUACCAACGCUUUCAUUAUGCAUCAAACCAAGAGACGCAACCGAUAUUACCAAAGAUGUACUCAUGACUCUGAUGCGACUUGCCAAGUCAGAUUCUGCUCUGCAAGCCAUACUUGAUAAGCAAGUGUUGUCUAGGAUACUUAUACUAUUAGGAGAUGAUGCCUCUCGGGAGGAACAGGAUCUCGCCAAGCACAUCAUUAUUCUUGUCUACGGAUCAGCAUUCAACAGAUUGGAACAGUCAAAUUCAACGGAUCUGAAGACUAGCUUAAUAGAGUCGCUCAAAUACAGCCUGAUACCCACCUUAUCUAGUACAUUACGUGUAAGGCAGGACACAAGCAAGUUCAUCGCGGUGGAUAUAUUGCACCGUGUUUUCAACGAGUGCCCAACCAAUAUAGUGAAAGAGUUGGAAAAAGAAGAGAAACAGCGGUUUGACAUAUGGAUUGAGAGUAUCCGAUCAGGUGUACGCCAGGUCUUGACUAGCAAAACCGUUUCCGAUCGAAGGGAUCACGCAUUCUCACUGAUUGCAGUAUUACUUCGGCAUAUUGGGCCACGGUGGCUUUUCUCAACUCUUGAGAAAAGCGCUUCGAUAUCUCCAUCUCCCACGACCCCAAGACAAGCGGAAAAGAGACCAGCUACCACCUCGGUGGAGAAACCAAUGGCUUCUGAUGAGGCCAGUAUUGAUGCACGUUUUCCAGCCUUAUUGAUUCAGUUAGCAAGUUUGGAAAUUCGACUCAUUCUAGAUGAUCUCGGUGGCGAAAAAGAUGUAAAGGCCAUAGAGGCAGAUCCAUCAUCGGAUCGAUCAGUGGCGAUGUUACCCAUGUUUUACCAGAUGAUCGAAUCGGCUAUCCUGUAUCUCACCAGUGAUGACCUUGCUUUAGAGGGCACGGACAUUGACCUUAUCUUUAAGAUACGGCAGAUUCUCACCGAACUAUUCAAAGCGAUAAUAGAUUUUUUGAAUGACACUUUCUCACGAACGGAUCAACAGGACAUUUUUGAUGACAUAGUCGUCCUUGCCAGCGUUCGAUUACUGGCUAUUUGGAUUGAAGAGGAUGAUUCUCUCAAUAAUGACAUGUCCUCCAAGACGAUGACGAUGGUCGAAACCUUCCGUGAGCAAGAACUGUAAUCAUUGAUAGAUAAUCUUAGAUAGAAGUUGUGGAGAAGAAUGAAACACGGGUGAAGACAAAAAAGUACAUAAAUUGAACAUUGUAUGUUUCCUACUUUCCGACCGAUAGGUUGAAUGCAUGAAUGGGAAUUUACUGCUGAAUAAUUUGAGAGUCCGCAGUAAGAGAAUG
This is a messenger RNA of Umbelopsis ramanniana AG, 1622 nucleotides long. RefSeq lists its product as uncharacterized. Bases 20 to 1453 code for a protein of 477 amino acids. The transcript has 5 exons. NCBI's taxonomy places the organism in Eukaryota, Fungi, Mucoromycota, Umbelopsidomycetes, Umbelopsidales, Umbelopsidaceae. The record is from RefSeq and is a predicted model, not a curated record.